GGGAGGGGAAGACGGAGGACGGUAUGUGGCACGGCCCAGGGCGGUCCGACGGAGCCGCUUCCGUGCCGACCUCGGCCGUCGGGUGCCCCGCCGGGUGCCCCGAGUGCUCCGUCGCCGCGGGGCUGCUCGGUGCCUGCACGUCCGGGGAACAUCUGGGGAGGACAGCGCUCCCCUCCCCCUGCCCGCUGC
Molecule: messenger RNA, 189 nt
Organism: Prorocentrum cordatum
Lineage: Eukaryota; Dinophyceae; Prorocentrales; Prorocentraceae
Source: the annotation of a GenBank genome assembly